AUGACUACAGCAGUACCUCCAACAAGAAAUAUCGUUGUAGAGAGAGUGGAAAAGUUUAUCAGUGAUACCUAUUUCACUGAUGUAAACAUCAAAGGUCGUAUCUAUACUCAUUUUGAACCAUCAGCUGUACAAUUACAGGUAUCAGAGCGUUGUGAUCGUAUUCCAUAUAGAGAUGCAUUGAAUCUAAAGUAUGAAGCAUGCACUGUUGGUAGAUCGUUUGGACCUAGUUGGGCAACUUAUUGGUUCAAGUUGGACAUUGAAGUUCCAUCAACAAUGAAAGGUAAAGAAGUACAUUUACUUUGGAACAGUAAUUCCGAAGCAUUGAUUUGGAGAGAUGGUGUUCCAAUUCAAGGUUUGACCGGUGGAACAUGGGUAGACAAGAGAAUAGAAUUUAAAUUAACCAAUAAUUCAUCUGGUAAUGAGAAAUAUCACUUAAUGGUUGAAAUGGCAUGUAAUGGUAUGUUUGGUGUUGGAAAGGAUGGCCUUAUCAAUCCUUGCGAUCCCGAUAAAACAUUUGCUUUGAGUAAAUGUGAGUUGGCAGUGUUUGAUAACGAGUGCUAUCAGUUGUAUACCUACUUUACGAUGCUCUACGACAUUGCCAAGAAUUUUCCAGAGGGAUCGCUUCGUAGCAAUCAAGCACUGUACGUGGCGAAUAAUAUGAUUAACUACUGCGAUAUCAAUGCUCGUGAAACUUGGGCACCAUGCAUAAAGAUGGCCAAAGAGUUUUUCAGUCAGAAAAAUGGAGAUAGCCAACACUCGGUGCUCGCCACCGGACAUUGUCAUAUCGAUGUCGCCUGGCUCUGGCCAUACGCAGAGACCAAGCGUAAAGCAGCCCGUUCGUUUGCCACUCAGAUUCUCUAUAUGGACUACUAUCCAGACUACCAAUUCGUCCAGUCACAAGCUCAGCUUUAUUCAUGGACAAAACAACUCUAUCCAGAGCUGUACGAUAAGAUCAAACAAAAGGUAAAGAGCGGACAGUUUGUCACCACCGGUGGAACCUGGGUGGAGAUGGACGGUAAUCUACCGAGUGGUGAGAGUUUUAUUCGUCAGUUCCUCUUUGGUCAGCGAUUUUUCAAGCAGGAAUUCGGUGCCUAUUGCACAGAGUUUUGGUUGCCAGACACCUUUGGAUAUAGUGGUCAACUGCCACAGGUGAUUCGUCACAUGGGAAUCGCCAACUUUAUUACACAGAAACUAAGUUGGAAUAAUAUCAACAAGUUCCCUCAUUCCUCUUUCCACUGGGAGGGUAUCGAUGGCAGCAGAGUUCUCUGUCACUUCCCACCUGCCAACACCUACAAUUCCGCUGCCGAUGUCAAGGAGGUCGUGCUCUCGAUGACCAACAACAAGGAUGCUCAGCGUGCCAACAACUCUUUGCUUGUCUACGGACAUGGUGAUGGCGGUGGUGGUCCAACCAUUGAGAUGUUGGAGCGUUUGACAAAGAUGCCCAAUACCGAUGGAAUUCCAAAGGUGACACUCGGAUCGCCACGCGACUUUUUCGAGCGUCUCCAAGUCGAUGCUCAUAAGCUGAAUGCAUGGGUUGGUGAGCUCUACUUUGAGCUUCAUCGUGGAACAUACACCUCGCAAGCCAAUUGUAAGCGUGGAAACAGAAAGUGUGAAUUCUUGUUGCACGACGUCGAAGCAGUGUCUACGAUUCUCGAUGCCAAUCGCGUUGAAUCCUUCAAGUAUCCAAACUUGAAUGAACAAUGGGAGUUGCUUUUGUUGAAUCAGUUCCACGAUGUUCUUCCGGGAUCAUCGAUUGGAUUGGUCUACAAAGAUGCUGCGGAACACCACAAGAAGAUCGAGAGUGAUUGUAUCCAGCAUUUGAAUGGUUCACUCGGUUUGCUUGGCAGUGCAACUGGAACGGAUGUCCUCUUUUUCAAUCCAACCGGUUUCACUGUUGAAAAGGUUAUCGAGUUGCCAAUCAACACCAUUCCAACACCACAGAUCUCGUCAUCCGGUAAAUCGUUGGCUCUCAUCAAGGUGCCUGCCUAUGGAUUCACCAAGAUGUCGGCAACCGCAAUGACAUCGUCACUCAGUUCAUCCGCUGUUUUGUCAACCGUACAACUCACAGUGAAAAUCGACGAAUCCAACUCGGAUCACUACCAGAUCUCCAACUCAUUCAUCUCGCUCUCCAUCAAGAAAGACGGAACUAUUUCCAGUCUGGUCGACCGUGCUCUCAACCGUCAAGUUAUCGUACCCGGUCAGUUUGGUAAUAGAUUUGUGCUGUACGACGACAUUCCAUUGUUCUGGGACGCUUGGGACGUCGAAAUCUACUCACAGGAAAAGUCGAAACUGGCUGGUCCCGCCACAAGUAGCCGUGUCUUGGAGAGCGGACCACUCAGAGUGAUCGUCGAGUUUGAACACGCCAAUUUCGCACAUCAAUCCACCUUGAAACAACGUGUUAUCAUGUACGCCAACACGAGUCGCGUCGAUUUCGAAACCAACAUCGAAUGGCACGAAGCUCACAAGAUGCUGAAAGUCGAAUUCCCAACGACUCUUCGCGCAACCACCGCUUCCUACGACAUACAAUUCGGACAUGUUCAACGUCCAACUCAUUUCAAUACCUCUUGGGAUGUCGCCAAGUUUGAGGUGUGCGGACACAAGUGGGCGGAUCUCUCAGAGUACGACUUUGGAUUGGCGUUGCUCAACGACUGUAAAUACGGAUAUUCCGUGCAUUCCGGCGUAAUGAAACUCAGUUUGUUGCGUGCACCCAAAGCACCGGAUGCCGAUGCCGACAUGGGUAGCCACCAAUUUACCUAUUCACUCUAUGUACACAAGGGUAAUCUUCAACAGGGUGACGUCGUUGCACAGGGUUAUCAAGUCAAUUGUAAUCUCUACAGUCAGUUGGUCGAUGCCGACUACCAGAUCCUACCGACAUUGAUCAGUGUUGCCGGAAGUAACUCUGCAGUGUUGGAGACAAUCAAACGCGCCGAAGACAACAACGGAUACAUCGUCAGAGUCUACGAGUCGUUCGGUGGUCAUACCAACUUCCAUUUCGUAUCGGACUUGUCCAUCAAAAACAUUCAAGAGGUCAACGGUCUCGAAGAACCAAUCACACCAACCACUCAAAUUAAAUUGAACACCAAAGUUGGUUUAACACCAUUCCAACUCAAAUCAUUUAGAAUACAAUUAUAA
Molecule: messenger RNA, 3132 nt
Organism: Heterostelium album PN500
Lineage: Eukaryota; Evosea; Eumycetozoa; Acytosteliales; Acytosteliaceae
Gene: manG
Product: alpha-mannosidase
Exons: 3
Coding region: 1-3132 (1043 amino acids)
Biological process (GO): mannose metabolic process; oligosaccharide catabolic process
Molecular function (GO): carbohydrate binding; alpha-mannosidase activity
Source: RefSeq, a predicted model, not a curated record